Strongyloides ratti is the source of this 549-nucleotide messenger RNA. Its product is annotated as Zinc finger, C2H2 domain and Zinc finger C2H2-type/integrase DNA-binding domain-containing protein. Lineage: Eukaryota; Metazoa; Nematoda; Chromadorea; Rhabditida; Strongyloididae. The transcript has 2 exons. The coding region runs from base 1 to 549 and encodes 182 amino acids. The record is from RefSeq and is a predicted model, not a curated record.
AUGGAUUUUAUUAUGAAUCAGGAAAAUCUUAGUACCAGUCUUUCGAAAAUACUUGAAAAUGCAAAAUGUGAUAAGUCACCUAGUUUAUCAUCUGACUCUGCAGUUAAUUCACCUUCUAAUGAUCAAGAUCAUGAUAUGGAAUAUAAUGAUGAUAAUUUAAUAAGAAAAAAUAUCUCACCAUCAAGUUCAUUCUCAUCAACAACAAAUAAUAAUAAUAAACGUUGCUAUAUGGAAGAUCAUGAUCAAUCUGAUGAUGGUAUUGAUAUAGAUCGAGUAUCACCACCAAAUAAACAAAUUAAUAUUUCUGAGUCAUUUAAUGAAAAUGACGAAUUAAAAAAUAAAAAUGAAAAUAAUACUAAUAAAAGUAUUACAAAUAAUUUUGGCUAUCGAAGUGAACUUAAAAGACCAGACUUAAAAGGAUCUUUUCGUUGUACAAUAUGCUCAAAAAUUUUUUGCCACAGUUCUUCAUUAUCAAGACAUAGAAUGCAAGCACAUUUCAAAAGUUAUACAUGUACAUUAUGUCAUAAAGAAAUUUCAAGUAAGUUUUAA